Molecule: messenger RNA, 993 nt
Organism: Paramecium tetraurelia
Lineage: Eukaryota; Ciliophora; Oligohymenophorea; Peniculida; Parameciidae
Exons: 5
Source: RefSeq, a predicted model, not a curated record
AUGAAUCCAAUUAAUAGAAGUUACUAUCAACUAAAUGCGUCAAACAUCUUAUCAACAAAGAGAGUUCCUAGUUUGACUCCACCCAAAAAUUAUCCAAGCAGUGUUUCAAAGGAUAAAAUAACUAAAUAAGUUAAGGAUAAGGCUAUAAGUGGUAACAGCUAAUAAAAAAGUGAUGUUUACAAUUUGCCGAUGCAAAAUGCUCUAUUUUUAUAAUAAUAAAAUGCCAUUUUAUCUGCUAGAAAAGCAACAAUAAAUUUGAGUGACAGUUCAGACAAAUUAAGGAAAACAUCUCCAAACGAAAAAUCUCCCAUCAACCCUAGAUUGUCUACUUUACAAAAAAAUAAACAAAUCAGCAUCUCCUAAUCAUAAUAAGCUAUUGCAUAGGUUUUGGCAAAAAUGUAAGAGAAUGAUAAUAUAUCUUACAUGAAUAAACAAUUGUAUCACAACCCUGAAAUUGAAUCUACUCAAAAGAGCACAAUCAACAGUAGGGAGUAUACGAACAAUUCCUCUAAACACAAAACCGAAGAUUAUCAAAAACUCUAAAGAGAGAAUUUGAUUCUCUAACGGAAAGUUUUUGAACUUGAACAAAAGAUCUCUGCAUUGGAAUCAGUCAAUUAAUAAUUGCUUACUUUAGUUAAAUCGUGUGAUUGUCAUUAAACAUAAUUAAGAGAGUUAGAACUCACAAUCUGCAAUUUGAAUUAUCUCAAAGAAACAGUAAAUCCAAUUCAAAUUCAAAAUCUAACAUCUCUAGACAUGUAAUCCAAUACAGAAUUUAAAAAGAAACUAUCAUAUUCCUAAGAUUAUUCAGAAAUUAAACCAUAAAAUUUAUUUACUAAUCAUAAUUCGACCAAAAUGAUUGAAUAAUUUAUAGAACAGCAUUAACUAAAUCAAUCAGAAUUGAAUGUUUUUAAAGAUUUGACCAAAAAAAUGGAGGAGAAACAAGCACCCAUACCAUCUGUACUUAAAGCAUUAUCAUUAGUUAUUAAUGUAUGA